AGAGCUACAUGAGGGAGAAAAGAAUAUAUACUUUUCCCAUAGCUGAAACUAUUUUGAGGCUAAAGCAUUCUAGAAGCAACAAUUUUCAACACAUCAUGUUCAUGUUUAUUAGUCAUUUAUAAUUCAAAUAUUUUACCCUUGUUUUUCUAAGAGAAUAAUUUAGCAACAACAAAGAUGGAGCUAGAAUUAGGACUCAAAAUCACUAAAACUAAAGAUGAUAUUGAUUCCAUCUCUGAGUAUCAAUUUAUGAAGGAUGCAGGACCAGUUUUUCAUUCUAGAGAAACCAACACCAUGUUCAUCCUCACUGCCAAUCUCAAAGGUUAUAAGAGAAAUAACAUUGACAUUAAGAUUAGUAAAGAUGGGAAUAAGAUAUCAAUUAUUGGAAAGAAACCAAUUCAAGAAAUGGUGAUGAUGGGAUGGGUGAUGCAAAGGAAAGUGGUUGAUGUUAAAGGUUUCAAUAAGGUUUUCAAAAUUCCUCAUGGUGUGAAUUUGGAUAAGAUCAAAGCAAGUUACAAUGAAGAGGAAUGGAUGAUGAAUAUUGUCAUGCCAAAAUUGGUAAAAGGGAUUUACGGUCUUAAGAUUGAGGAAUUUAAGGAACAAGAGAAAAGUGAAAUUGAUCAUGUUUCUAGUAGUGUUGGUGAAACAAGCCAUAAAGGGUCAAAAGAUUGUGAAUUUCAACAUAUGGAAGGAAGUGAAAAUGCUAUAGAGAAGAUGCUUGAUGAUACAAAAAAGAAAGUUAAUAAAGAGAUCAUAACACAAGAAGAAGUUAAAGCAUCUAAGUUAAGAAUUGAAGAUGGAAAUGAUGAAGUUAAUAGGAACAUAAGAGAAAAUGAAAAAUGCAAGUUGAGGAUUGAGGAUAGUAAGAUAAAAGAUAUAAGAGAAAAUGAUGGAAAGGAAACAUGUGAAGCAUUGAAGACAUUAGGAGAUAUGGAGAAGAUGCUUAAUGAAACCAACAAGGAUAUAAAUGAAGAAACAAUAGAAAAAGAAGUUGGAGAUUCUAAAUUGAGAAUUGAAAAUGGAAAUAGGGAGAGUGCGAGAGACAAGGGUGGCAAAGAAGAAUAUGAUGUGACGAAGAAAUUAGAACGAGAUCAAGGUGUUGAUGUAUUCAUCUCAAAUAAAUUUGAAGAUAUGGGCAAAGAUAAAGAAUUCGAGGAUCAAAAGAUGGAUAAUGGAAGUGCUAACAAGUGGCAUGAUGAUGUAAAUAGGGAUAUAAUUGGAAGGACUAUAAAAGAAGAAGAAAAAGAAGAAUCUAACUUGAGGAGUGAAGAUAGUAAGGUAGAAGAUAUUGGUAAAGGUGUCUCACAUAACAUUACAGAAACAAGUCAAAGAGUUUUUGAAGAGUGUAUGAUUCAACAAAGUGGAGAGUCAAAACAAAAAGAGUCUAAAGCAUAUUAUGAAGAAACUGAGAAAGAAAAUAGCAUGGAAUCAUUUGAAGCAACGAAGGUGUUAGAAGUUGAACAAAAUGUAGUUGGUCAUAUUCCUAGUAACAUUGGUUGUAUAAACCAAAAUGAAUUUGAAGAGUCUAGGAUUCCUCAAAUGGAAAAAACUAUAACCACUAAAGGGAAAAUGAAUACAGGAGAAUAUGAAAAGUUACCUUUCAAAGGUAAUCAAGAUUUUCAAAAUAAAAUGAUAAAGCCUAAGAUGGAAACUAAAAAUGGAGAUCAAGAAUGUGGUUUAGAAAAGCUUGGUGGUAAGGAAAGGUUUGAUGGUGGAAUGGUGAUUAUAAAGAAAGAGUUUCCUAAGAACUUAUUUAAUAGUACUUCAAAAGAAAGGGAAGGAUUGAAUGUUGAAAAGAUGCAAGAAACCAAAUUUGUGAAUGGAGAAAUGGUGAGUAAAGAGGUUGAAUGUUUUAUGGAGAAGGGCGAAGGUGAAAGGAUCGAAAGGAUGCAUGUGGAAGAAAAGAAAGGAAAUAAUACAAGAGAGAAAAUUCAAGAGGAAAUUGAAGAGAGUGGGAAAGGAAUUAAAGAAAGUGUUCAAGAACAGUUUGUAGGGAUCGAAGGAAGUAAAAGAUUCAGUUUUGAAAAUAAGGAUGAAGAAAACGGAGUCAUCAAAGAAGCAUUAGUUGAAAAUGAAAGUUUAAUAGUGAGAGGAGUUGAAUACAAAGAGAGAACUAAAGAAAUAAACCAAGACGUGGAAGAUACAAUUGAGUAUGGUAUAGUGAAGUUGAAAGGAGAGGAAUCUAUAAAGAUUAGUGAGAAUGGACCUAAGGAAAGUGGUCACGAGAAGUUUGCACGAAUCAAAGAAAGUAAAGGAUUAAAUUUUGUGAAUGAAGAAGAAGAAAAUGAGGUUAUCAAUGAUGCAUUAGUUGAAGACGAAAGUUUAAUAAAGGAAGGAGGUGAAUACAAGGAUAAAACCAAGGAAAUAAUCAACGAGGAAGAUAAAAAUAAACAUGGUAUAAUAGAGUUGAAAGUAGAUGGUUCUACAAAGAGUCACGGUGAACCAAAUGAGUCUUUUGAGGGAGAUAAUGUAAACAAUGGAAAAUUUGAUGGAAGAAAAAUACAAAAGUUUCAAGAGAUUGAACAAACUAAAGAUGAAGGUGCCAAUGAAAAGGGUGUAAAUAUUGAAAAGUAUAUGAAGAAAAUGAUAAGAGAAAAAAAUGAGAAGGUACAAAAUGAAGAAAAUGAAGGUUUUAGGAAAAACAUACCAAAAGAAAAAGAUGAAUGUUUUUUGGAAGAAGGGAUGAGUAAAGAAAGAUCAAAAGCAAGCAAUGUUGUCAAGGAAGGUUUUCCAACGAAAAUGUUAGAUUCACCAGUUGAUACAAGAGAAGGACUAAAGAAUACAAGGAUUGAUAAAAUAAAAGGUAUUAACGAAAGUGUGAAAGAAAGUAGCAUGGGACCUUUUGGAGCAAUGAAGGUAUCAAAACUUGAACCUUUUAAAGUCAAUGACGAAGUUCAUAAGGAUUUCAUAAAUCCUAAGACGGAAACUAAAGAUGAAAAACAAAAUGAAGAGUUUCAUAAGAACUUACCUAAAAGAACUCAUGAGGAAACUGAAGGAUUGAAUGUUCUAAAAAUGCAAGAAACCAAAGAUGUCAAAAGAAAGGUAAAAGAGAUUGAAUAUUUUAAAGCGAAGGAUGAAGGUGAUAUACUUAAAAGGACGAAUGUGGAAGAAAAGAAAGUCCAGAAUAAAAGAGAAAUAAUGCAGGAGGAAAUUGAAAAGAGUGAGAAUGGAAUUAAGGGAGAUGGACAACAAGAAGUUGCAGAGAUCGAAGGAAUUAAAGGAUUCAAUGUUGUAAAGGAGGAAGAAGAAGAAUCGAAGGAGAGAAGUAAAGAAAUAGAACAAGAUGAGGAAGGUGUCUCACAUAACAUUGUAGAUUCAAGCCAAAGAGUUUUUGAAGAGUCUUUGACUCAACCAAGUGAAGAGUUAAAAGAAAAGAAAAUUGGAGGAUCAAUGUGUGACUCUAAAGAAAGCCUUAAAGAAGUGUUGAAAGAAAAUAUUAUGGAACAAAGUCUAAAUGAGCAUAUUCAUCAUAACAUUGGGAAUAUAGACCAAAAUGAAUUUAGAGAACCUAGACUUCCACAAAUGAAGAAAAGUAAAAGCACUAAAGGGGAGAUGAAUGGAGGAAGGGAAUCUGAAAACACGCCUUUUGAAGUCAUUGAUGAAGAUGUUCAAAAAACCAUGUUUGGAGAUACCAUCCCAUUGGAAGUCAUAAAAAUAAAUGAAGAGUUUCCUAAAGACUUAAGAAAAAGUAAUUUUGAUGAAAGUGACGGAUUAAAUGUUCAAAAGAUUCAAGAAUCCAUAAAUGUGAAAGAGGAAAUGGUGGACAAAGAGAUUGGAUACUUUGAGGAAAAGGGUGAAGGUGAAAGAUUCAAAAGGAUCCAUGUGAAAAUAAAGAAAGGAAAUACGAAAGAGACAAUGCAAGAGGAAAAUGAAAAGAAUGAGAAUGAAUUUAAGGAACGUGAUCGACAACAUGCAAAGGAGAACACUAUAAAAGAAAUGGAUGAAGACUCAAAUAAUGUGACAGGAGAGUUGAAACAUAAAGUUACAGAAAUCGAUGAAAGUAAAGGAUUCAAUAUUGCAAAGGAGGAAGAACAAAAAGAGGUUACUAGAAAAGCUUUGGUUGAAAGUGAAAGUUUGAUGGAAAAAAUGGAAGGAAAAGAAUCCAAGGAGAGAAUUAAUGCUAAAAGAGUCUAUGAUGAGGAUGAUGAAAUUGAAUUUGGUAUAGUAAAGUUGAAAGGAAAGAGACCUAUAAAGAUCCAUGAUGAUGGAAGAAAGUUUCAAGAUAAGGGGGAAAGUAAAGAUCUCAAUGAAAAGGGUGAAAAAAUCGAAAAGUUUGGGAAGGUAGUAAAUAAAAGGAUACAAAAAGAAGAAAAUGAAGACUUCAAGAAAGGUGUAAAAAAGGGAAAAUAUGAAUCUAAUUUAUCAGACGAUGUAAGUGAAAGUAGAUCUCAAGAUACCAAGGAUGCAAAAGAAGAAUUAAAAAUGAAAAUGUUAGACUCACAAUUUGAUACAAGAGAGAACCUAAAGGAUACAAAGAUUGAGAAAACAAAAGGUCUCGAAGAGAAUGAAAAAGUUGUACCAUUUGUGAAGAAAGUAAAGUUUGAAGAAGAAGAAGAAGAAGAAGAAGAAGAAGAAUUUAAGGAGAGAACAAAUGCAAUAGUUCAAGACGAGGAAGAUAAAAUUGAAUAUGGUAUAGUAAAGUUGAAAGGAGAAGGAUUAACAAAGAUAACACAUAAGUUUCAAGAGAAGGAGAAAAAUGAAGAUGUCAAUGAAAAAGGUGAAAAAACUGGAAAGUUUGUGAAGAAAGUGAAUGAGAAGAUACAAAAUGAAAAAGACAAGGGUUUCAACAAAAACACAAAAAUUGAAAGAGAUGAAUGUUUAUUGCAAGAAGAGAUAAGUGAAGGAAGAUCAAAAGCAAGUGAGGUUGCAAAUGAGUCAUUUGAGGAUAGAAUCAAGAAAGAAAAUAGAAAUAAAAAACUUGAUCAUGUUUAUGAGUUAGUUCAGAAAGAGAAUGUUGGUGCUGGAAUAGUUGAUGGAAGAAAAAUAAAAAAGUUUCAAGAGAUGAAUCAAACUCAAGAUGUAAAGAAAAAGGGUGCAAAUAGUGAAAAGAUUUUGAAGAAAAUGAGUGGAAACAAAGAAGUGAGUGAAAAAGUUGAACAAGUGGAAGCAAAUGAAGGUAUGAGGAAUGAUAUAGGGGAACAAAAUUUUGGUGAGUCUAUGACAAAAGAAGAAUUUCAAGAGUUUGAGGUGGAAAGAAUAAGAAAUCCUGAGAGAGAAAUUCAAUCAGUAGUAAGUAUGGGAUUUAAGGAGUUCGAUUACAAGAAUGCGAAGGAUAAGAAACAGAUGACAAAAGUGUUGGAUACAAAAUUCAAAAGCAAGGGGAGAUAUGAAUCACACGAUGAAAGUAUGAACCAAGAAGUUUUUAGUCCAAAGAAACCAAAAGAAGUUGGAGAAAAUUGUACUCGUAACAAAGUAGAAGAAUUUGAAACUAUAGAAGAUCAAGUGACUAAUCAAAUAUCAGUACCAAGGUUUCAAUCUGAAAAAGAUGUUGAAAAAAUAAGGGAAAUAAUUCACGAGAAAAUGGAUGAGUCUGAGAAGAAAAUUGAUGAUAGGGAGCAAGAAAAUGUGGCAAGAGAUGAUGGAAAAGCAGAGACUAAAGAAAAAUAUAUGUUCAAAGAAUACAAUCCAACUCAAAAUGUUGAUGAUGAGAAGUGCAAUAUAGAUGGUGAAAUUGAAAAUUCUGGUAUUGGAAAGGUUCAUAAGAAAAAAUGGAUUCAUGAAACAAUGAAAAUAAGACGGGAGAAAGAGUGUUCGGUAAAAUUUGAAGUUGAUGAGAAAGAAGAAGAAUCCUUGGAUGAAAGGCUAAAGAACGAUAUUGCAGAAACGAAGACUAACCGAGACAAUGAACAACAUGAAUAUGGAGCAAAAGAGAUUAAAGCACCGGAAACCAUGGUAUAUGAAGAAGCUAAACUGUCAAAGUUGCAAAGGAAAAGGGUUAAUCAACAAACAAAAGAUGAAAUAAACAAAAACUCAGAAUGUGUUACUGAAGAACAUGAAACAACAAAAGAAUUUUCACCAAAGAAUGUUGAUAAAGGAAAAGUUGUGAAGGAAAGGGAAGGGUUAAAGGUUGUAUACAGUGAAGAAACUAAAGAUGAUUCAACACUCACAACACCACAAACCACAGAAGAAAAGAAGCCCAAAAUGAAGGGAAACACUUCACAGUUUGACAAGGCUAGUGGAUCCAAAAAUGUGGCAAAAAAAGUGCAUGAAACUCUAAAGAGAGAACAUCAAAGAAAAUCACAAGAAUCUACUUCUAAAAUGGAGGUGGAACCACCAACUAUUAUUGAAAGGAAAAAGGCUCAUGAAUUGACAAGGUCACCAAACAUGAACAAUGAAAUUCCAAAGGUUGAAGAACUACAAGAAGAAAAUGAGGAGGGAAGGCGCAUUCAUGUACCAGAAGCAACCAUUUCAAAAGAAGGAACACAAGUCACAAGUACUCAUUUCAUAGAGAAUAAUACAUCAUUAGAAGUAGUAGCAGAUAAAGAGGCUCAACAAUUUGAAGUUGAAGGAAAAGCAAAACCAAAGAAAAAGGAAUCCAAAAUGGAUAUGCAACACUCAACAAAAAGUAAAACAAGUCAAGUUGUUGAACAAUGCAUAAACAAAUAUGAAGAACCAAAACAUGGAAUAGAGGAAGAAAAAGAAGGUAAAGAUGAAACAAAUGGAGGAAAAAAGGAGAAUGCAAAAAUAUCAAAGACUAUUGAAGAAGAAAAAAUUCUCAAGAAAAGGGAAGAACCAAAGGUUGCAAAGAGUGAUGAAGAAAAGAAGCCUAAAAUGAAGGAAACAACAACUCCACAACUUGACUUGGCUAGUGGAUUCAAAAGGGUAGUAGAAAAAGUGCAUGAAACUCGAAGAAAAUCAGAAGAAUCUACUUAUAAAUUUGAGGUGGAACCACUCAAUAUGGAUGAUGAAUUUUCAAAGGUAGAAGAAUUAAAGAAAGAAGAGGUACAAAAGAAAAAUCAUGUGCUAGAAGCAACCAUUUCUAAAGAAGAUGCAACACAAGGUAAAGUUACUCAUGCAAAAGAAAAAGUGGUUCAACAAUCAAAGGUUUCAAGCUCAUUAUGCACUCAACAACUAGAAGUUGAAGGAAAAGAAAAAAUAAAGAAAAAUGAACUUGAACAAUGCAUAAAGAAAGAAGAAAAUGCAAAACUUGGAAUAGAAGAAAUUGAAGAAGAAGAAAAAGACUAUGAUAAAGUGCAUGAGGAAGAGAAAGAAGAUAAAGAUGAAGGGAAAAAAGACAAUGUAAAAAUAUCAAAGAAAUUGUUUGUUCCAUUGGUUAUAGCAGGAUCAGCAGUACUUGCUACUAUAGUAUUUAUCUUUGUUAAGAAUAGAAGAUCUAGAAAAAUGUAAAAUUUGAGAUCACUAAAAUCAAGUUUUC
This is a messenger RNA of Lathyrus oleraceus (garden pea), 7372 nucleotides long. RefSeq lists its product as uncharacterized. The transcript has 2 exons. Bases 175 to 7344 code for a protein of 2389 amino acids. The record is from RefSeq and is a predicted model, not a curated record. NCBI's taxonomy places the organism in Eukaryota, Viridiplantae, Streptophyta, Magnoliopsida, Fabales, Fabaceae.